Erinaceus europaeus (western European hedgehog) is the source of this 2528-nucleotide messenger RNA. RefSeq names its product ectonucleotide pyrophosphatase/phosphodiesterase 3 (gene ENPP3). The transcript is spliced from 23 exons. NCBI's taxonomy places the organism in Eukaryota, Metazoa, Chordata, Mammalia, Eulipotyphla, Erinaceidae. Gene Ontology annotation, biological process: nucleoside triphosphate catabolic process. Gene Ontology annotation, molecular function: metal ion binding; nucleoside triphosphate diphosphatase activity; nucleic acid binding. The record is from RefSeq and is a predicted model, not a curated record. The coding region runs from base 63 to 2438 and encodes 791 amino acids.
GCAAAAGGAGAAGUAGUACUGAUUGUCUUCUGGUAAAACAGGUUUAUACAGCUAAUAUAACAAUGGAUUCUGUGCUGACUUUAUCAACAGAAGAACCAGUUAAGAAUACAGCUAAAAAAUAUAAAAUUCUUUGUAUUGUCCUUCUCGCUUUGUUGGUGAUUGUGACUCUUGGAUUAGGUCUGGGGCUUGGACUCAGGCAACCAGAAAAACAAGGAGGAAACUCCUGGGUUAAAGAGGAGUGUGGCACAGUCCAGCAGCCUCAGUGUCCUGAAGGAUUUGACCUGCCACCAGUUAUUUUAUUUUCCAUGGAUGGAUUCAGAGCUGAAUAUUUACAUACAUGGAGUGCUCUGUUGCCUAAUAUUAAUAAACUAAAAACAUGCGGAGUUUAUUCACAAUAUAUGAGAGCUGUUUAUCCAACCAAAACCUUUCCAAAUCAUUACACCAUUGUCACAGGUUUAUAUCCAGAAUCGCAUGGCAUCAUUGACAAUAACAUGUAUGAUGUAAAACUCAACAAGAAUUUCUCACUGUCUUCAGUGGAGAAAGACAAUCCAGCUUGGUGGCAUGGGCAACCAGUCUGGCUGACUGCAAUGUAUCAAGGUUUAAAAGCUGGCACUUAUUUUUGGCCAGGAUCAGAUGUGGCUAUAAAUGGUUCCUUUCCUUCCAGAUACAUGAAGUAUAACAGGAAUAUACCAUAUGAACAGAGGAUCCACACAUUGUUAAAAUGGCUGGACCUGCCCAAAGCUGAAAGACCCGACUUUUACACCUUAUAUGUGGAAGAACCUGACAGUGCAGGCCAUAAUAGCGGACCCGUCAGUGUUUCAGUACUUCAGGCCCUGCAGUUAGUAGAUAAUACUUUUGGAAUGUUGAUGGACGGUUUAAAGCAGAGGAAUUUACACAACUGUGUCAACAUAAUCCUUUUGGCAGAUCAUGGAAUGGAGCAGACUUAUUGUGACAAGAUGGAAUUUAUGACUGAUUAUUUUUCCCAAAUAAACUUCUACAUGUAUCAAGGGCCGGCUCCCCGCAUCAGGUCCCGUAAUAUACCUCAAGACUUUUAUAGCUUUAAUUCUGAAGAAAUUGUUAGGAACCUCAGUUGUCGGAAACCUGACCAGCAUUUCAAACCUUAUUUGACUCCUGAUUUGCCAAAGCGACUACACUAUGCAAAAAAUAUCAGAAUUGAUAAAGUUCAUCUUUUGGUUGAUCGACAGUGGCUGGCAGUGAGGAAUAGAGCAUAUUCUUCCUGUGGAGGUGGCAACCAUGGCUAUAACAAUGAAUUUAAGAGCAUGGAGGCUAUAUUUUUGGCACAUGGACCCAGCUUUAUAGAGAAGACUGAAACUGAGCCAUUUGAAAAUAUUGAAAUCUAUAACCUAUUAUGUGAUCUUCUACGCAUUCAACCAGCACCAAACAAUGGUACUCAUGGUAGUUUGAACCACCUUCUAAAGAACCCUUUCUAUAAGCCAGCACAUGCACAAGAAGUCUCAAAGUCCUCUGUUUGUGGUUUUACUGUUUCAUUGCCACCAGAUAAUCUAGGAUGUGUGUGUCAGGAAUUACAAAAUGAUACUGCUGUAGAACAUGUGAAUCAAAGGCUAAAUCUCACUUCAGAUCAAAUAAGUGCAACAGAGAAACUGAAUUUGCCCUUUGGAAGACCCAGGAUGAUGCAGAAAAACAAAGAACACUGUCUCCUCUAUCAUAGGGACUACAUCAGUGGAUUUGUGAAAGCUAUCAGCAUGCCCAUGUGGGUCUCAUAUACAGUCCUUAAACCACAGGGAGACACAUCACCUCUUCCUCCCACUGUCCCAGACUGUCUGCGGCCUGAUGUCAGAGUUGCUCCUUCUGAGAGCCAAAAUUGUUCUAUCUAUUUAGCAGACAAGAAUAUCACCCAUGGCUUCCUUCAUCCUCCUGCUAACAGUAGAACUUCAGCUAGUCAAUAUGAUGCUUUAAUUACAAGUAAUUUGGUACCAAUGUAUGAGGAAUUCAAAAAAAUGUGGGAUUACUUUCACAAUGUUUUUCUUGUGAAGCAUGCCACAGAAAGAAAUGGAGUAAAUGUGGUCAGUGGACCAAUAUUUGAUUAUAAUUAUGAUGGUCAUUUUGACUCUACAAAUGAAAUUACAGGAUAUGUAUUCAACACCACUGUUCCCAUCCCAACACACUACUUUGUGAUACUUACUAGCUGUAAAAAUAAGAGCCACACCCCUGAUGCCUGCCCUGGGGGCUUAGAUGUUCUGCCUUUUAUCAUCCCUCACCGACCUACCAAUGUGGAGAGUUGCCCUGAAUACAAAACAGAAAGUAUUUGGGUUGAGGAAAGAUUAAAAGCCCACACUGCUCGGGUUCGUGAUGUGGAACUUCUUACUGGACUUGACUUUUAUCAGGAAAAACCACAGCCUGUCUCUGAAAUUUUGCAGCUAAAGACAUAUUUACCCACCUUUGAAACUACUAUUUAAGUUGAUAUACAAAAUAAUUUUGGUAAAUAUGAAUGACUUUUUCUGUUGAAAAAUAAAGUUUUCUGUUUUUUUGUCCUUAAUUUCUCUAAA